AUGCACCGACAACACUACAACACCAACCGCACCGACCGCACCGACAACACUGACAACACCGACCGCACCGACCACACUGACCACACCGACCGCACCGACCGCACCGACCGCACCGACCGCACCGACAACUCCGACAACACCGACCGCACCGACCGCACCGACAACACUGACAACACCGACAACACCGACCGCACUGACCACACCGACAACACCGACCGCACCGACCGCACCGACAACACUGACAACACCGACCACACCGACCACACCGACCACACCGACCACACUGACCACACCGACCACACCGACCGCACUGACAACACCGACAACACCGACCGCACUGACCACACCGACCACACCGACCACACCGACCGCACCGACCGCACCGACCGCACCGACCGCACCGACCGCACCGACCGCACCGACCGCACCGACCGCACCGACAGCACCAACAGCACCGACCGCACCGACAACACCGACCGCACCGACAACACUGACAACACCGACCACACCGACCACACCGACCACACCGACCACACCGACCGCACCGACAGCACCGACAGCACCGACAACACCGACCACACCGACCACACUGACCACACUGACCACACCAACCACACCGACCGCACCGACCGCACCGACCGCACCGACAACACCGACCACACCGACCACACCGACCACACCGACCACACCGACCACACCGACCACACUGACCACACCGACCGCACCGACAACACCGACAACACCGACAACACCGACAACACCGACCGCACUGACCACACCGACCGCACCGACCGCACCGACCACACUGACCACACCGACCGCACCGACAACACCGACAACACCGACAACACUGACAACACCGACCACACCGACCACACCGACCACACCGACCACACCGACCGCACCGACCGCACCGACCACACCGACCGCACCGACAGCACCGACCGCACCGACCGCACCGACAACACCGACCACACCGACCACACCGACCACACCGACCACACCGACCACACCGACCACACUGACCACACCGACCGCACCGACAACACCGACAACACCGACAACACCGACAACACCGACCGCACUGACCACACCGACCACACCGACCGCACCGACCGCACCGACCGCACCGACCGCACCGACCGCACCGACAGCACCGACAACACUGACAACACCAACCGCACCGACCGCACCGACAACACUGACAACACCGACCGCACCGACCACACUGACCGCACCGACCGCACCGACCGCACCGACCGCACCGACCGCACCGACAACACCGACAACACCGACCGCACCGACCGCACCGACAACACUGACAACACCGACAACACCGACCGCACUGACCACACCGACAACACCGACCGCACCGACCGCACCGACAACACUGACAACACCGACAACACCGACCGCACUGACCACACCGACAACACCGACCGCACCGACCGCACCGACAACACUGACAACACCGACAACACCGACCGCACUGACCACACCGACAACACCGACAACACCGACCGCACCGACCGCACCGACCACAACACUGACAACACCGACCGCACUGACCACACCGACAACACCGACCGCACCGACCGCACCGACAACACUGACAACACCGACAACACCGACCACACCGACCACACCGACCACACUGACCACACCGACCACACCGACCGCACUGACAACACCGACAACACCGACCGCACUGACCACACCGACCACACCGACCGCACCGACCGCACCGACCGCACCGACCGCACCGACAGCACCGACAGCACCGACCGCACCGACAACACCGACCGCACCGACAACACUGACAACACUGACCACACCGACCACACCGACCACACUGACCACACCGACCACACCGACCGCACCGACAACACUGACAACACCGACCACACCGACCACACUGACCACACCGACCACACCGACCGCACCGACCGCACCGACCGCACCGACCGCACCGACCGCACCGACCGCACCAACCGCACCGACCGCACCGACCGCACCGACCGCACCGACCGCACCGACAGCACCGACAGCACCGACCGCACCGACAACACCGACCGCACCGACAACACUGACAACACCGACCACACCGACCACACCGACCACACCGACCACACCGACCGCACCGACAACACCGACAACACCGACCACACCGACCACACCGACCACACCGACCACACCGACAACACCGACAACACCGACAGCACCGACCCACCGACCACACGACCCACCCGACCGACCGACAGCACCGACCACACCGACCGCACCGACCGCAACACGACCGCACCGACAACACUGACAACACCGACCACACCGACCACACCGACCACACCGACCACACCGACCGCACCGACAACACUGACAACACCGACCACACCGACCACACGACCACACCGACCACACCGACCCACCGACACACCGACACCGACACACACCGACAACACCGACAGCACCGACCGCACCGACCACACCGACCACACCGACCGCACCGACCGCACCGACCGCACCGACCGCACCGACCGCACCGACCGCACCGACAGCACCGACAGCACCGACAGCACCGACCGCACCGACCGCACCGACGACCCACCGACAACACGACCACACCGACCACACGACCACACCGACCACACCGACCCACCGACAACACCGACAACACCGACAACACCGACCACACCGACACACACGACCACACCGACCACACCGACCACACCGACACACCGACCGCACCGACCACACCGACCACACGACCGCACCGACCGCACCCGACCGCACCGACCGCACCGACCGCACCGACCGCACCACGACCGACCGCACCGACCGCACCGACAGCACCGACCGCACCGACCGCACCGACCGCACCGACAGCACCGACAACACCGACAACACUGA
This is a messenger RNA of Knipowitschia caucasica, 2907 nucleotides long. The record is from the annotation of a GenBank genome assembly. NCBI's taxonomy places the organism in Eukaryota, Metazoa, Chordata, Actinopteri, Gobiiformes, Gobiidae.